AUGGGGGUGAGGUGUGCUGGGUCCGUGUAUAGUGCGUUAUCUAGCGCGGUGGACUUUCCGGUGAUUAAUUGCAGUGCCGCCGGAGCACCGGAGGGACGGCACAAACGAGCGGUCGGGUUUGUCAGAAGGAAAUCUACUCGAACAAGUGGUUUUUUCCUACCGGCCGCGGGGCUCCUAGUCCUCGACCGCCGCGGUUUACCCUCCCGGAAUGAUGAUAUGCAACAGUUGGCGGGCGGGGAAAAUCGCCACCCCGCGACGCUAUCACAACUGUAG
Messenger RNA from Macrosiphum euphorbiae (potato aphid), 273 nucleotides. Lineage: Eukaryota; Metazoa; Arthropoda; Insecta; Hemiptera; Aphididae. The record is from the annotation of a GenBank genome assembly.